AAUUUCCCCGCCAUUUGCUUCCCUUCAUUUCUCUCUCUUCCCCUAUCGCUAGGGCUCCGUCUUCCUCUCUCUUUCUCUCUCCUCUGGUCCUCUGUAAACUGUGCUCCGGCUUACGAAUUCGACCACGAUUUCCAUUUCUUCUAGCUUUGGACUCUUCAUGCUCUUGCUGUGUGGAUCGUGCUCUCUCCGGUUCUCUUAACGAUGAGUUUGCCGCCGUUCGCUUCUGCCUCUGCCUCUGGCUCCGGUCUCCGUGGUAUCGGCUUGUCCAAUACUAUUCACUCCGAGGUUGCUCCUUGCUUGCCUUUGCCUUCGCUUCCGGUUUCCUUCGGUGCUUCCGAGCCUGAGCUUCGACUCUUCGAUGAGCCGGCUGGGAGCUAUGCUACUUUGAGGAGUGAUGUUCUCGCUCAGUCUAAGAAGAUCGCUGAUCUGCUUCGUGCUACUGACGUGUCUUACUUAAAUCUCAGAGAAGAUGCCAAAGUUCUUCCUGAAGGGUCUGUGGAGCCUUUUGAACUCUAUGAGGAAGUUCUUCGCUAUGAUGUUGAUGCCUUCAAGUAUAUUACUCCAGGUCCUAUUAUGGAGCACGUCUCUAGCAGUAUGGUAUCUGAUAGGAAAGUUUUUGAGCAAAAGCUACCUAUUAGAAGUCAGGUUGAAGGAGAAUCUAGAACAAUUCAAAAUCAUAAGCCUGAAUCUAUGCCAACUAAUGAUGCACCAAUAUCAUCUUCUAGAAAAGUAAAAGUUAAGAAGAAAGGCAGAGAUGAAAUGUCUUCUGUUAGAACAGAUUCUUCUGAGCUUCAAGACACCACCCUCGCAAACUUUUGCAAGUUCUUAGAGGACUUCUGUGGCAGAGCUGAAAUUAUCAGUGAUGAUCGUGAUGAAUCAGAGUGGCUGGCUCUGCCUCUUACUGAUCUAAGAGUGCUUGUCAAUGAAAUAAUGUCCAUUCGUUCAAAGAAACUUCUUCAUUUGGUUUCUCUAGAUAGCCUGACAAGGCUGUUGAAGGUUUUAGAUCAUCAGAUACAUAGAGCAGAAGGAUUGUCUGUUGAAGAAUGUGAACAUUUAGAUUCAGAUGCAGUUGCAACUAUCUUUUGUGCUUUGGAGUCCAUACAUGCAUCUCUUGCAGUAAUGGCUCAUGACCAAAUGCCAAAGUUGCUUUAUAAAGAAGAGAUCAUAGAGAGAAUUCUGGAGUUCUCCCGGCAUCACAUAAUGGAUAUUAUGUGUGCUUAUGAUCCUUCAUAUCGUGCGUUGCAUAAAGCCAGUGAAAAUGGUGUGUUUGAAGUCAAUGAAGAUGAAGAACUUGAUGGUGACUAUGGUUCAUCGAGUAAGAAGCGUCGUGGUGUUAAGACUUCUAAAAUCAGGAAACCUACAUUCAACAAGGUAUCUACUGCUGUUAAUACUAUUCUUCAGAAGAUGUGCACCAUUCUUGGUUUACUUAAGGAUUUAUUGCUGAUAGAGAGGUUACCAGAUAGCUGUAUUCUUCAAUUAGUGAAAACAAGCUUUUCUACUUUUUUGGUGGACAAUAUUCAGCUCUUGCAACUUAAGGCAAUUGGUUUAAUUUGUGGGAUAUAUUAUUCGUAUACACAACAUCGUAAUUAUUUGAUAGAUGAAUUAGUUCAGAUGCUCUUCAAAUUACCAUCCACGAAGCGGGCUUUAAGAGCGUAUCACUUACCUGAUGAAGAACAACGGCAAAUUCAAAUGAUUUCUGCCCUAUUGAUUCAACUGGUACAUUAUAGUGCAAACCUUCCUGAAGCUUUGAGGCAAGCAUCAGACAGUAAAUCCAUCCUUGAAGUUUCAGUUGAUAGUAGUUGUCCUACCAAAUGCCAUGAAACAGCUACGGAGGCAUGCUGUCUUUUCUGGACUCGUGUACUACAGCGCUUUGCUAAUGUGAAGACUCAGGAUGCAUCUGAAGUGAAAGUAAUGAUGGAAAAUAUGGUUUUGGAUCUACUAACAACAUUAAAUUUACCCGAAUAUCCUGCAUCAGCCCCUAUUUUGGAGGUUCUAUGUGUGUUAUUACUUCAGAAUGCUGGACUGAAAUCUAAAGAUGUCUCUGCUCGUUCUAUGGCCAUUGACUUUCUUGGCAUGAUUGCUGCAAGAUUGAAACGUGAUGCUGUCAUUUGUGCCACAGACAAGUUUUGGAUAUUGCAAGAGUUGGGCAAUAAGGAGGAUGUUGCUGAUGAGAGUUAUCCUAAAGAUGUCUGUUCUAUAUGCUUGGAUGGCAGGGUAGGAAAGUAUUUCUUUGUCUGUCAAGAUUGCCAGAGGUUGUUUCAUGCAGAUUGCAUUGGAGGAAGGGAAAAUGAAGUUCCUAACCGGAGCUGGUACUGUCAAAUUUGCCACUCGAGGAAACAACUUCAGGUAUUACAAUCAUAUUGCAAAUCCCAAUGUAAAAAUGAUGGUGAGAAGAGCAAAGAUUGGUCAGAUAAAGAAUCCAAAGUUUCGUGGCUUGUCACAAACAUUGAAAUUGUUCAGCAGUUGCUUCUGAAUUAUCUCCAGGAAGUUGGUUCUUCAGAUGAUGUUCAUCUAUUUGUUCGCUGGUUUUAUCUCUGCCUGUGGUACAAAGAUGAUUCAAAAGCUGAGCAGAAGUUUAUUUACUAUCUCUCUAGAUUGAAAUCUAUGGCAAUAGUGAGGGACGGUGGCAAUACUUCCUCAUUAUUGACUAGGGAUUCAGUUAAGAAAAUCACUCUCGCACUAGGACAAAAUAAUUCCUUCUCUAGAGGUUUUGAUAAGAUCCUUCACAUGCUUCUGGCAAGUUUAAGGGAAAAUUCUCCGGUAAUUAGAGCCAAGGCUUUACGAGCGGUCAGUAUUAUAGUUGAAGCUGAUCCAGAGGUAUUGGGAGACAAACGUGUCCAAUUGGCUGUUGAAGGAAGGUUUUGCGAUUCUGCAAUAUCUGUCAGAGAAGCAGCUUUGGAACUUGUUGGCAGGCAUAUUGCCUCCCAUCCUGAUCUUGGUUUCAAGUAUUUUGAUAAGAUUGCUGAGAGAACCAAAGAUACUGGAGUUAGUGUGAGGAAACGUGCCAUCAAAAUCAUUCGAGAUAUGUGCACAUCAAAUGCAAACUUCUCGGAAUUUACCAGGGCAUGCAUAGAGAUAAUCUCUCGAGUUGGUGAUGAUGAAUCAAGUAUUCAGGAUCUCGUUUGUAAGACAUUUUAUGAGUUCUGGUUUGAGGAGCCUUCUGGUUCACAAACUCAGUUCUUUGGAGAUGAUAGCUCUGUUCCAUUGGAGAUCGCCAAGAAAACCGAGCAAAUUGUUGAAAUAUUGAGGAAAAUGCCAAAUCAUCAACUACUUGUGACAAUUAUUAAGAGAAACUUAGCACUUGAUUUUUUCCCACAAUCAACUAAGGCUGUUGGCAUCAACCCUGUUUCCCUCACCUCAGUUCGCAAGCGAUGUGAGUUGAUGUGUAAGUGCUUAUUGGAAAGGAUAUUGCAGGUGGAGGAGAGAAGUAAUAUGGACACCGAGGUGCGUGCACUUCCAUAUGUAUUGGUCUUGCAUGCAUUUUGUGUUGUGGAUCCAAUGCUCUGUGCACCUGCCUCCAACCCAUCCCAGUUUGUGGUUACUCUCCAACCUUACCUUAAGACCCAGGUUGAUAAUCGAGUGGUUGCUCAAUUACUUGAGAGUAUCAUAUUCAUAAUUGAUGCGGUUCUGCCCUUGCUACGGAAGUUAUCUCCAAAUGUUUCUGAAGACCUAGAGCAAGACUUGAAACACAUGAUUGUUAGGCACUCCUUCUUGACAGUCGUACAUGCUUGCAUAAAGUGCCUUUGCUCUUUGAGUAAGGUAGCAGGUAAAGGUGCAUCGGUUGUUGGGUAUCUUAUUCAGGCGUUUUUCAAACGCUUGGAUUCUCUAGGGAUUGAUAACAAACAGAACAAACUUGAUGAAGUUGGUUGGUACAAUGUUAAGACAUCAAUUUGGAUUGUGAAAUUGCAGCUGCUAGGACGUUCACUCUUCUGUCUUGGAUUACUUAUUCGCUAUGGUAGUCCUUUGUUGAGCAAUUCCAGCAACAAGAAUGUUGAUGUCACAAAAAGUCUCAGCUUGUUGAAGAAGUACCUGGUGACGGAAGAUUUGGUUAUUAGGGUUAGAGCGCUGCAGGCUUUGGGAUUUGUUCUUAUUGCUAGGCCUGAAUUUAUGCUGGAAGAAGAUGUUGGGAAAAUUGUAGAGGAAGCAUUGUCAUCUGGUUCUGAUGUUCGUCUCAAGAUGCAAGCAUUGCAAAAUAUGUAUGAUUACCUUCUUGAUGCGGAAAGUCAAAUGGGAACAGAUCAACCAGAUGAUGGAGCUGCCCCUACUGCUGCUGUGGAUGGUGGCCCAAGUGUACCAGUUGCUGCCGGUGCCGGAGAUACCAACAUAUGUGGCGGUAUUGUUCAGUUUUAUUGGGAGAAGGUUCUAGGGAGAAGCCUAGAUUUAAAUGGCCAAGUUCGUCAAACUGCCCUCAAGAUUGUGGAAGUGGUGCUUCGCCAAGGUCUUGUUCAUCCUAUUACUUGUGUUCCAUACCUUAUCGCACUAGAAACGGACCCCCAUGAGGCAAAUGCGAAGCUGGCUCACCACCUAUUGAUGAAUAUGAAUGAGAAGUACCCAACAUUUUUUGAAAGCCGCCUGGGGGAUGGUCUUCAAAUGUCAUUUAUGUUCAUCCAAACUAUUAGUCGUUCCGACAAUGCAAAUCAAAAAAUUCAAUCCAAGGGCUCUGGCAAUUUGAAAGGCAGAUCUGAUGGCAGUUCGUUGACUCAAGCAAGACUUGGGGUUUCUCGAAUUUACAAGCUCAUACGGGGAAACCGAGUUUCGAGGAACAAUUUUAUAUCCUCCAUUGUGCGGAAGUUUGACAACCCACGCUUGAAUGACUCAAUGAUACCUUUCCUUAUGUACUGUGCGGAAAUACUUGCAUUAUUACCAUUUACAUUCCCCGACGAGCCCCUAUAUUUGAUUCAUGCUAUUAAUCGAAUAAUACAAGUAAGAGGUGGAGCACUUCAAGAAGAAAUCAAAGAAUUGGGCAUGCAUUUGGUGCAACGCAAUCCCCAGAAUUUUCAUUAUGAAAAUGGAAUGAUUCAGCCGCAACAACCUGCUCUUUUUUCUGGUAAUAUAAUUUUAUCAGAUAUGAAUGGGUCCGUGGAGCACGAUCAGUCUCGCCCUUUUUGUGAUUUUACAUCGAUGGAUUUGAAUCAGCAAAUCCCACCAGAGUCAGUUGCGCAUCAUGAAUUGAGCAAUAAUAAUAAUACAUUGGAGGGAAAAUUCCACAACAUUUGCUCAGUGGACCAGUAUAGCAUCUCAAAAGAUGACCUUCAGAAAAUUCAGACAAUGAGCCUGGCAGCUAUUGCACUGCAACUUCUUUUGAAGCUAAAGAGACAUUUAAAAAUCAUGUACAGCCUGAAUGAUGCUCGAUGCCAGUCUUUCAAUCCAAAUGAACCACCAAAACCGGGAGAGUUUCUGUCCAAGCAGAAUGUUCCUUUCGACAUCAGCGACACAUGCACCACUUUACCAACAACUUAUCAAGAGUUUAUGCAAAGAUACCAGGAUUUCAAGAGUACUCUUAGGGACGAUGCAUUCGAUUAUUCUGCAUACACAGUGAACAUCAAAAGGAAGCGACCAACCCCAAGAAAAGGACGGAAAUCUACAAUGGGUGGCGAGGACGAGGAGGAGGACGAGGAUUGGAGUGGAGGCAGGAGGUUGGGUAGCAGUGGGAGGAAAGGUAGCUAUAGCAUCCGAGGAAGUAGGCAACGGUGAUAGUUGGUGUAAGUAAAAUGUAAUGCAUAGUUUAGGCUAACUUGUACAUUAAUCAAGUGAAAUAGAAUAGGGAGAGAGGAUAGAGAAUGACGGGAGAAGAAAGAAAAGGGUUUAUUAGGCAAUCGAUUUGGAAACAGCCGAUAGGAAAAAGUUGUGGAAUAGUAUAGGGGGCUCUCCAAAAUAGCCAGUUUUUCUGUUGUUCCAUAAUCAUGUAAUUUGUUUUUGGUAAUAUCAUAUUGGUUGCAUUCUUUUGUUAAUUAAAAUUCAGCACUUUCAUUAAACAUUAGUUUCCAUAAUUUUGCUUAGGAAAUUUGUUGAUACUAGUUGGAAUGCUGCGUAUGGCAUUCUAAUAAACAAUAUGCACUUUUGGAUGUAA
This is a messenger RNA of Cucurbita maxima (winter squash), 6070 nucleotides long. RefSeq names its product sister chromatid cohesion protein SCC2. The transcript has 28 exons. The coding region runs from base 202 to 5694 and encodes 1830 amino acids. Lineage: Eukaryota; Viridiplantae; Streptophyta; Magnoliopsida; Cucurbitales; Cucurbitaceae. Gene Ontology annotation, molecular function: chromatin binding. Gene Ontology annotation, cellular component: Scc2-Scc4 cohesin loading complex. The record is from RefSeq and is a predicted model, not a curated record. Gene Ontology annotation, biological process: establishment of protein localization to chromatin; establishment of mitotic sister chromatid cohesion; replication-born double-strand break repair via sister chromatid exchange.